Messenger RNA from Aspergillus nidulans FGSC A4, 1401 nucleotides. RefSeq lists its product as uncharacterized. Gene Ontology annotation, molecular function: acyltransferase activity, transferring groups other than amino-acyl groups; acyltransferase activity. The record is from RefSeq and is a predicted model, not a curated record. Lineage: Eukaryota; Fungi; Ascomycota; Eurotiomycetes; Eurotiales; Aspergillaceae. Bases 1 to 1401 code for a protein of 466 amino acids. The transcript is spliced from 2 exons. Gene Ontology annotation, cellular component: peroxisome.
AUGCCGCAAACCAAGCCCUACAUCCCGACCUACGUCCUAGGCGUAGGGAUGACGCAGUUUCUCAAGCCUCGCCGCAUCAGGGAAUACCCAGAACUCGGCUACGAAGCAGGCAUAAAGGCAAUGCAAGAUGCCAAAAUCACUUACGACGAUGUCGAAGCCGGCAUUGCUUGCUACUGCUACGGGGAUACCACCAGCGGCCAACGUAUAUUCUACCAGUUCGGGCAGACCUCGAUCCCCAUCUACAACACCAACAAUGCCUGCGCAACGGGCUCCGCGGGUCUGCACCUGGCACGGACAAUGGUAAAAAAUGGAGGCGCAGACUGCGUUCUUGUCAUUGGGUUUGAGCAGAUGCGUCCCGGGUCGAUCAAGAGCGUUUGGGAUGACAGGCCGAGUUCGGUUGGCCCAUCGACGGCACUGAUGGAAAAGACGCACGGGAAGCACAACAGUCCUAGGAAUGCGCAAUAUUUUGCGAACGCCGGUGUGGAGUACAUGAAAAAGGUACACGCUAAUACAAGCAGAUAUGGUGCCAAACCCGAGGACUUCGCGGAGAUAGCUCGGGUUUCACACGAGCACUCUCAGCGCAACCCAUACUCACAGUUCCGAACGGCCUACACCCUUCAAGAGAUCAUGGAUUCAACAAUGAUUCAGCCGCCCUUAACAAAGCUUCAAUGCAGCCCUACCAGCGACGGCGCCGCGGCCGCCGUGGUGGUAUCACAAGCCUUCCUGGAUGCCCGGCCGCAUCUGAAAUCCCAAGCCAUCCUCAUCGCAGGCCAACAACUCCUCACCGACGACCCGUCUGUCUACUCAGGGAGCGCAAUUGACUUAGUAGGCUGGGGCAUGACCAAGCGCGCAGUCACGCAAGCCAUGGCCGAAGCAGGCAUCACGCCAAAGGACGUCACCGUAUGCGAACUCCACGACUGUUUCUCUGCAAACGAGCUUAUCCUGCUGGAUUGCCUUGGUUUCUCAGAACCAGGUAAAGCCCAUGAGCUUGUUCGCCGCGGCGAUAUCACCUACGGCGGCAAGGGCCCGGUAAUCAACCCCUCCGGCGGACUGAUCUCAAAGGGCCAUCCACUUGGAGCAACAGGACUAGCGCAGUGUGCUGAGCUAACCUGGCAGCUCCGCGGAUGGGCCAAUAACCGGCUUGUUGAGAAUACUUCAGUGGCACUGCAGCAUAAUUUGGGUUUGGGGGGUGCAGUUGUGGUUACAGUCUACAAGCGGGCUGAUGGGGGCACGAACAGGAGGCUUUCUGACGAGGAGGUUGCUUCUGCUUCAGGGGUUGGGCAUAAUCCUGCGACGGAGGCGCGUGUUAUUAGGCCCGCCGAUGCAGAGAGGGUGAGAAGUCGGGUGAAGUCCGACUAUCCAUUGGAGGAUACGGUAAAGAAGCUUACUGCGAGGAUUUAG